AUGUUCAAGCAAAUCGUCCGGAGAGUGAGCAGCUCGCCAUUCUCAGUCGGUGCUCCUGCCGAGUACACCUUGGCUUCCAUCAGAACUUUCCCCUCGUUGGAACCUCACACCAUGAAGGCAUAUCCCAAAGCCUUCUUGGACCAUCCACUCAGAAGAGAUUUCUUGUGGAGUGCCGUUGUUUAUGAAGCCGACGCUGCACGUGUUGGAUCCAACUACGUUCCUACCAAGGCCGACUCUCCCUUCUCCAACAGAAAGUUGCGUAGACAAAAAGGUACUGGUAUGGCCAGAGUUGGUGAUGCCAACUCCCCCACCAGAUUCAACGGUCUUAAGGCGCACGGUAUCAAGGCUCCACACGAUUGGUCCACCAAGUUGCCCAGCAAAGUAUACAGUCGGGCCUACCGUACAGCAUUGAGUGACCAGUACAGAAACGGUAGACUCUUUGUGAUAGGAGGCGAUAAGGCCGGCGAGCACGAACAUACGCAAGCCGAAUUCAAGUAUGAAUAUGCCGAGCAGAUGCGUAGAUUUGUAGAGCACCACGACUUGGAGCGUCUCAACUUGUUGUUCAUUGUUGACGGCGAGAGACCACAGCUCAUAAGUGCAACCGCAGACAUGGGCAAGAAGUGCGAUGUUCUUGUGAAGGAGGCGGUCGAGGUGAGAGAUAUUUUGCGGGCUAACAGAAUAUUCAUCGAGGAGGGUGCCAUGAACUGGUUUGUGUCGAGAUACGGAGACUUGUAA
This is a messenger RNA of Australozyma saopauloensis, 735 nucleotides long. RefSeq names its product mitochondrial 54S ribosomal protein uL4m (gene YML6). The transcript has a single exon. The record is from RefSeq and is a predicted model, not a curated record. Gene Ontology annotation, biological process: translation. Gene Ontology annotation, cellular component: ribosome. The coding region runs from base 1 to 735 and encodes 244 amino acids. Lineage: Eukaryota; Fungi; Ascomycota; Pichiomycetes; Serinales; Metschnikowiaceae. Gene Ontology annotation, molecular function: structural constituent of ribosome.